Molecule: messenger RNA, 522 nt
Organism: Acyrthosiphon pisum (pea aphid)
Lineage: Eukaryota; Metazoa; Arthropoda; Insecta; Hemiptera; Aphididae
Exons: 4
Coding region: 106-522 (138 amino acids)
Source: RefSeq, a predicted model, not a curated record
UAAAUUACAGGAGUCACGAUUUUUGAAAUUGUGUUGAGUUUUCUUACUAUACAAAUAAUAUUCUCGAUAAUUCAAUCAUUUUCUUUCUUUCUUUUGGCUGAUUUUAUGCUGUAUAUAAGCUGGGAAAGUUCCUUGUUACUAAUUAUCCAAUUAAAUAUUGCCAUCGGGACCUGUGGAAUGAGCAUUGGUUUAUUAAUUGGUUCAUUUGCUAGCAGUUCAAUCAAAUCAUUUUAUGUAACACUGUUGGUGUACUUAAUAAAUAUAAUGUUGAGCGGUAUUUUUUGGCCAUUAGAUAAUACAGAAUUGGCUCUGCUACCGGUUUCAGUUGUACUACCAUUAUGUAUUCCGAUUCGAGUAGUCAAAGGUAUAUUAAUCCGAGGACGUCAAUUUAAUGCGUCAAUUUCUGCAGGAGUUAUUAUUUUUGCAAUAAUUACUAUUACUUUUUGGACACUCGUUUCAUUUACAACAUUUAUUUUAAAGAAAAAUUUAUUAUUACCAAAUUUAGAAGUAUAUUAUCAAUGA